GUCUGACAGUGCUUUAUAGUGAAAAGUUCAGCUUGGUGUUCUUCUGCGUGUGCAAACGUCAAGUGGUGGAAGCAGUGAGUGUGUCCCGAAGUGUCUCCGUGGCUGUCCAUGACAAGUGUGGUGUUGAGAAAGUAGCCACGUGUGAAUAUGCAGGCUCAACUCAGCGUCCUCCUCAUUGCAAUUGCUGUAGCCGGCGUCCGGGCCUACGAUGUCAUCUACGCCAUCAAUGCUGGUGGAAUGGGUCACCGAGAUCACAAUGGGAUCACCUAUGAGCGGGAUCCUUUGAUGGGAAAGGUGGGAACGGCAUCUGACUAUGGGAAGAACCUACACUUGAUCCAGAGAGUGCCGGACACCGAUAAGCUCAUUUACCAGACUGAGAGGUAUCACACGGGGAACUUUGGCUACGACAUCCCUCUGGCUGGGGAUGGUGAGUACGUGAUUGUACUCAAGUUCUGCGAAGUUUACUUCAAUGCGCCCAACAUGAAAGUCUUCGAUGUUAUGCUCAAUGGAGAACAUACGGUCAUCAGUGAUCUGGACAUUUUCCAGCAGGUGGGCCGAGGAGUAGCUCAUGAUGAGUAUGUGUACUUUAGUGUAUCCAGGGAUAGGCUAUACUACAAAGAGGACGAAUCUGAGAUCCGUGACAACAAAAUUCGGGUGGAAUUCAUCAAAGGGAACCGAGACAAUCCCAAAGUAAAUGCCCUGGUACUGCUUAAAGGAGACCUAGAGAAUAUUCCCAAACUCCCAAGGCAAAUGGUUGAUCCGGAUCAGGAUAUUUUUGCCGAUCCAGAUCCCGUCAAACCAUCCUCAAUGGAUAGUUCGUCACGUGUUCGAAGUGGACCACCACAGCCCAAUCCCUAUUUCAUGGAUGACUCCUCAAUGAUGCUCUUGCCCAUUUUUAUUGCCAUUGGGGCCUUCUUUCCGCUCCUGUUUUGCCUCUGCAAAUUGUGAUUUGAAUCUGAUGACUUUAGCACGGUCGAGGGCUUACCUCAGCACAAAAUACUCACAAACAUCCCCAGCGCACGCAAACAGUGCCCGAGGGCGCUGCGGAAAAGACAGCAUAGGAAACGUACUUAAAGAAAAUCCCGGAAACAUAUUAACCUGUGUUCCAGCGAAAUCAUUCCCAACAAUUUAACAAAAUUGCAAAAUUGUCCUCGAUAGUCCCAAAGGCCCUAUCGAAUCAAAUUUAUCUCCACGACUGGAUUGUCUGUGCAAUGUUUUAUUUUUUAGGAUAAGAUUAAGCAAAUUGGACGAGGAUGAGUAGACACCACAAAGCCCUCAUCCCAUUUGAUAACCCAAUUUUACCUUUUCUGGCCUCAUUGAGAACAAUUUUUGUCAAAAAUUGCUUUUUUGAAGGAAAUUGCAUGCAAUUGGAAACGUCAAAAUUAUGUCAAAAAUGCAAUUUUUGACGAAAAUUCCUCCAAAUGUGAAAAGGCCUUAUAAGGCCUCUAUACAUUGGGAACAAUUUUCGUCAAAAAUUGUAUGUUUGACAGAAUUUUGACGUUCUGCCUAUACAACUGCAGGUAAUUUUCUUCAAAAAAGCAAUUUUUGCCAAAAAUUCCUCCAAAUGUGAAGAGGCCUUAAGGUAAUACAACAACAAAAAAAGAAAGAAAAAGUACUGUAUUUAAGUGUAUAAUUUUUUCAUUCGAUUCAUGUGUGAGACAAUGUAAUUUAAGGAUUGGAAUAAAAUUACCAAUGGUGUGUGGAUUGUUAA
Phlebotomus papatasi is the source of this 1711-nucleotide messenger RNA. Its product is annotated as malectin. The transcript has 3 exons. The record is from RefSeq and is a predicted model, not a curated record. NCBI's taxonomy places the organism in Eukaryota, Metazoa, Arthropoda, Insecta, Diptera, Psychodidae. Gene Ontology annotation, cellular component: membrane. Bases 148 to 948 code for a protein of 266 amino acids. Gene Ontology annotation, molecular function: carbohydrate binding.